Molecule: messenger RNA, 530 nt
Organism: Penaeus chinensis
Lineage: Eukaryota; Metazoa; Arthropoda; Malacostraca; Decapoda; Penaeidae
Product: cuticle protein 7-like
Exons: 6
Coding region: 1-513 (170 amino acids)
Cellular component (GO): extracellular matrix
Source: RefSeq, a predicted model, not a curated record
AUGUGUCCAACUGACGGUUACACCGGUGCAAGAGGCCCGAAGGAGCUCGACGAGACCUGCCGCGAGGAGUUAGAGAUAGGCCGAGGGCCUGCAUGGAGACUUGACAUGAGGUACCCUCGUGGCUGGAAGCGAAGGAGGUGGAAAGUGGCUGUAUAUAACGCCGGAGUUGAAGCUGAGGCAACACACUUCACGCCUCUCAACAUGCUCAGGUUUGCUGUAAUUGCUGUUGUGUUUGUGGUGGUCGCCGCCCUUCCCUCCGAUCCCCACAGGCGUUCACUUCCUACGUUCGGGGACGCUCCAGCCGAAUAUCAGUUUAGUUAUGAAGUGAAGGACGACUACUCCAAGAACGACUACGGGCAUUCGGAGGACCGCAGUGGCUACAACACCCGGGGACAAUACCAGGUGGUGUUGCCAGACGGCCGCGUCCAGACCGUGGAAUACACCGUCAGCAACGACAGCGGCUUCAUGGCGAACGUUGAAGCCCAGGGCGUCGUCCAGCCACAUUACGGAUAACGGACGCUUUCUGCUUA